Messenger RNA from Aethina tumida (small hive beetle), 1986 nucleotides. RefSeq names its product WD repeat-containing protein 46. Gene Ontology annotation, cellular component: 90S preribosome; nucleolus; small-subunit processome. Gene Ontology annotation, biological process: maturation of SSU-rRNA from tricistronic rRNA transcript (SSU-rRNA, 5.8S rRNA, LSU-rRNA). The record is from RefSeq and is a predicted model, not a curated record. The coding region runs from base 139 to 1893 and encodes 584 amino acids. NCBI's taxonomy places the organism in Eukaryota, Metazoa, Arthropoda, Insecta, Coleoptera, Nitidulidae. The transcript has 9 exons. Gene Ontology annotation, molecular function: protein binding.
AGACAUAACCCCACAGGCCAAACAUAACCAUAAAGUUUGUUUAAAAUUGUCAUAAAUGUGAGUUUUGUGCCUUUAUAAUAAUUUAAAGAGCACGUUAUACUAUUGUUGUAAUAUAGUAAUAUUUUAUAACCAUUUGAAAUGAAAAAGAAAAACGAAAGAUAUUUUGCGAAAAAUGAAAAUGAAUCUGAUGAAAAACAAAAUGUUAAAAAGUCCUCCAAAAAUGAUGAAAAAGUUAUUACAUUCAACAUAAACAAAAUUAGGAAAAACCCCAUGAAAAAGGGAAAAAAAGGAAAAUUUACAAACAAACAGAAAAUAGUAAAAAGAAUCCCAAAUCCAAAUCCAAAGUUUAAAGGAAAAGUUCCAGUUCCUCAAGAAUUAUUAGAUAAGUAUGCAAAAGGAGACAAAGUUGAUAUUAGCAGUGUGAAAACAACAAUUCACCAGCAAAAAAUUGAGAGAAAGGAAAAUGAUUUAAAAAUAGCAACAGAAAUCUCAGCUAAAACUGAAUUUUUAUUAACAGAAGAAUCUGGUUAUUUGGAAGCUGAUGCUGGUGAAACCACAUCUCAGUUCACUCAAAAACAAAUCAUCAAAAAUGUGGACAUAACUGCAGCUACAAAACACUUUGAUUUGCGAUUAGAAUUUGGUCCGUACAGAUCUAAAUAUACUAAAAACGGGCGACAUUUAGUAAUUGGCGGUAAAAAAGGUCAUGUUGCUGCUUUUGACUGGGUAACCAAAAAACUACAUUGUGAAAUGAAUGUCAUGGAAUCUGUUCAUGAUGUUAGCUUUUUGCAUUUGGAAACAAUGUUUGCUGUUGCACAAAAGGACUGGGUUUAUAUUUAUGAUAAUCAGGGUAUUGAAUUGCAUUGCAUAAAAAGAUUAAAUAAAGUUACCAGGAUGGAAUUUUUGCCUUACCAUUUUCUUUUAUCCACUUGUAGUGAUGAGGGAUAUUUAAGUUGGUUGGAUGUAUCAAUAGGAAAAUUAGUUUCUCAAUUCAACACUCAAUUAGGUAGAUUAUCUAUGUUAAGUCAAAAUCCAUGGAAUGCCGUAUUGUGCCUAGGACAUGCAAAAGGUGUUGUGUCAAUGUGGUCUCCAAAUUCUAGAGAUCCUUUGGCAAAAAUGUUGUGUCACAAAGCCCCAAUUACUGCUCUGCAUGUAGAUCCCUCAGGAAUGUACAUGGCAACUUCAGCAAGUAACAGGGAAUUAAAAAUAUGGGAUAUAAGAAAAUUAGAGGGUCCUCUUCAGGAAUAUAAAUUAAUAACAGCUGCAAAUAAUUUGGCAUUCUCACAAAAGAAAAUGCUCAGUGUAGGAAUGGGAAAUGUAGUUGAAAUUUAUAGGGAUUGUUGCACUACUGCGGCAAAACGUCCGUAUCUGAGGCAUAGAUUUGUGACCCCCAUAAGCAAUUUUAAUUUUUGUCCUUAUGAAGAUGUGUUAGGAGUUUCAACAGCAAGAGGUUUUACUAGUUUAUUGGUACCAGGAAGUGGUGAAGCUAAUUUCGACGGUCUGGAAGCUAAUCCAUUCCAAACAAAAUCACAGAGACGUGAGGCUGAAGUUAAAUCUUUGCUUGAAAAGAUUCAACCUGAGCUUAUUACAUUACAACCAACAUCCAUUGGGCAAGUUGAUAUGCCUACAUUUAAGGAGAAGUUGGAAGCAAGGAAUAAACUAUUGCAUCUCAAGCCCCAGAAGAUAGAGUUUGAGAGUAGAAAGAAAAUGAAGGGUAAAGGUGGAUCUGUAAAGGCUCACAGAAAUAAGAAGAUAGUGCAAGAAUUGGCAAAGAAGGAAUUCAUUAAAAGUACAAAGGAAUUGCAAAUCCUGCCAGCUAAAACCAAGAAAGUUGAAAAAGAAAAGAAAGAGUUUAACCCCCUGGAUCGGUUUUUACCGAAAAAACCAAAAGCAUAAUGAAUUAAUUAAAAAUUAUUAAUUUUAUGUUAUUCAAUUUAUGUAAAAAUAAAUUUUUUUAUUACAAUUAAAUGGUUAUUCAUGUAAUUUAGA